ACAUUUGAACUUUGCCGGCAUACACGCGUUAGCUUCCCGUUUUACGACACUCGUAUCUGCCAAACAAAAUAAUAAUAAAGGAGGGAAAUAUUCAAAUAUAUUAUGGUAUUUGCUAGUUUUCGCCUUAAUUUUCGUUAAGUAACACGUAAGAAAGUUUUGUGUAAGUAUUGUUUUAUUGAGAAAAUGUGAAUAUUUGUUUAAAACACCGGACAGGUAGUCAAGUGUCGUUAGAAGUUUAAUCGAAAAGAAAAUUAUAAUGGAUGAGUUGCGGUCGAAGCAUAAGUCCCUGCACAAUGCCGCUCAUCACAUCGCCUUGGAGUGUAUUAAUCCUCAGUCUCACUCGCCGUACCAUGUGCACCCGUACCCGAGCCCCGUGCGACUGCAGCACGCCUUCCAGAGCCAGAAUAGCCCUAAGAUGUUCCACCCUAAAGGGCUCAAGCCUCAUAUCGACGGGCGCGCCUACAGCACACCAAACGACAGCCCGAUACUCGGGCGCGCCCUCUGCCUCACACCCCGCGGCAGCCCCUUACCGGGCCGAGUCUCGCACCUUAGCGACAAGUUUCAAGACUCACUCACUCUGGCCUCGGACACGGACGCCCUCGUCGCUAAGAUCAGCGCUAUGUUCCCUACUGUCAGCGAGACGCAUAUCAAGAUACUGCUGAAGAAGUACUACAACCGUGAAGCCGUCGUAAUAAGUGCUCUCCAAGUCGAGAAGCAUCCCAUAACGACACCGGGGCCUCUCACCAUGUCCCCUAUGGCGGCUCGCAUGCAAAAGGGGGCUAUGGGGGUCUAUUCGGCCCUGCAGCUGGCUAAGGGAGUCUCAGGCUCCAUACACUCCGCUCAUUUUACCCCGCUCUCUGGAACACCUCAAGGGUCACCGAGCUUGCUCCGGCCAGCGUCCGGAGCCUCCAGCCAUUAUGGCGCCCGUUCCACCAGCAGUCAACCCACGCGACACCAAUCACCGAAGAUGAAGCUGAAAUACCUGAAGAGCGUUUUCCCGAAGGCGGAAGAAACGUUGAUUCUGGACGUGCUCGCGAACAAAGACAACAACGUUCAGAAGGCAAGCGAGGAGCUCAUCACUAUGGGGUUCACUAAGAAGGAGAUUGUAAAGAAAAAAGAAGAAACACCCCAGCCUGCAAAAAAAGUUGUCACCAUCGUGAAAACAGCGGAGGAGAAAAACGAAUUAAAGAAGAAACUCCAAAAGAAAUACAGCGCUGUGGCUGAGCGCGUCAUCUCCAUAGCGCUCGACAGCGUGGAUUAUAACGAGGAGCGCGCGGAGCAGAUACUCUCCGCCGUGCUAACAGAGGAGCCCAAGAUCAAAACGGCGCCAACGACGCCGAAACGGUCUCGGACACCUGAAGUCAAACCUGGGGAGGAGCGGAGAGCAGUGCUGCCGUGUGUUAUAAGCGUCGCGCGACUACCGAAUGAGACAGCAAGCAUACACGACACGCUUGACGUAUUAGAUGACGUUGUCACUUCCUGGCCGAUCUUGAAGACGAGCGUCGCCGAAACCAAAUAUAAGUCGCAGUACACGGUAGCGGGUUCCGGGCCCAACCCGGCGCUCCGGCGUGGCCCGAAGGAUAGUCUUUUACUUGAGGACUACAUGGUCUGGAAGGGUCCUAACCCAGAGCUUCGCAAGGGGCCAUGCGUGCGGCCAGUGGGUCCUGAGCCCCGCGAGAGGGGCUUCUCGUUAGCGCGGGGGCCCGCGGAGCUCGCCAGUGGCCCCGCUGGACUAAACAAGGGCUCCAUAUAUCAGAAGAUGAACAAGAAGACCGCAAAAAUUGACCCAUUCAUAAGAAUGUUAUGGCCAGAACACUUCCCGUCGCCUUAGUCGUAGUUUUACGCCAUUGGGGUAGUUUGAGUACGUGUUUUUGUUUUAUAUUUUAUUAGAACUAGCUUCGUUUUAAUUUAAUGCCCUUCUUAUAAUACUGUGUAGGUAUACGGCGUACCAAUAAGGUGUAUGUUUCUGCUUAAAUUUUUUAUACUAUUAAUGUAAAACAAAUAGACACCACUUUUAUUUUUAUUAUUGUUAACAGAUCAAAAAAAGUGAAAUAUGCGUUAAGGUCCAGUAAGUUCGUGUUCUUCUCUCACUCUCACUGAGCGUUAGCGUGAGCGAGAUGGAUGUGCGUGCCCGGGAUCGCGGAUAUCAUGUUUUUGUUAUUAGUUUUUUGUACUAUUAAAUAAAUAAAUAAAAUAAUCUUAUUCCCUGAAACAUUAUAUUGCCGAUUUUUAGAACAAUUUUCAUUUUUUUAGGUUUUGUGCAAAAUUUGUUACAUAAUUUUAAAGUGCAUUUUAGACCUUAUUUCGUGAUUUUUACCUAUCUAGCGAAAGUCAAAAACUCGGGAAAAAAGAAACUCAGGCAUCAAGUAUACUAAUUAAAUUUUUGGCAGUCGUAUUGUGAUCUAAACAAGCACUUUACAAAAACUCCGCUGUCUGAACCUACUGUACCUUAAACUACUAAUCCAAAUCCGUACUUUUACAAGUAAGUCUCCUCCUCUUCUUCCUCGCGUUGUCCCGGCAUUUUGCCACGGCUCAUGGGAGCCUGGGGUCCGCUUGACAACUAAUCCCAAGAUUUGGCGUAGGCACUAGUUUUUACGAAAGCGACUGCCAUCUGACCUUCCAACCCAGAGGGUAAACUAGGCCUUGUUAGGAAUAGUCCGGUUUCCUCACAAGUAAGUAUACAAAUUUAUAUGUCCACCUUAAUUUUGU
Molecule: messenger RNA, 2709 nt
Organism: Cydia pomonella (codling moth)
Lineage: Eukaryota; Metazoa; Arthropoda; Insecta; Lepidoptera; Tortricidae
Exons: 14
Coding region: 257-1831 (524 amino acids)
Molecular function (GO): ubiquitin binding
Source: RefSeq, a predicted model, not a curated record